This is a messenger RNA of Colletotrichum chrysophilum, 381 nucleotides long. RefSeq lists its product as uncharacterized. Lineage: Eukaryota; Fungi; Ascomycota; Sordariomycetes; Glomerellales; Glomerellaceae. Bases 1 to 381 code for a protein of 126 amino acids. The record is from RefSeq and is a predicted model, not a curated record. The transcript has a single exon.
AUGCUUUACGUCGGAAACUUGAUCUACACCGUCCUGCAAGCUGCCGUGAAGCUGUCAAUCGUGCUUUUCCUCCGCCGCAUCUUCCCGUCGGAGACCUUCCGGAGGAUCGCACAGGGCAUCGAGGUCAUUCUGCUACUACACGGCACGCUCUUCACCAUCCCGUUUGCGGUGCAAUGCAUGCCCGUCCAAUCAAUUUGGGACCGCACUAUAACUGACCGCCGGUGUCUGAACCUGCAGGCGGUGGGAUACAGCAGUGGCGGACUCGCCAUGGCCGAAGAUAUCGCCAUCUUGCUCUUACCGAUCCCGCACGUGUGGCAGCUGAAAGUUUCUCUCCAGCAGCGUCUGGCAGUCAUUGCGCUAUUCAGCGUUGGUUCCUUGUGA